AGCCCUCAGAAAAGUGGGCCGAAAAGUGCAUACAUUCUUUGGAAUCACGCAUACAGUAUAAAUAGAGCCCGCAGCAGCGAGCGGCUUUACCUUCGUGCUGCCUGUCGCUUCGACGCGAACGAAGCGGCGAGAACAAAGCGAUCGCAAAUCUCUCAGCAGAAGACGCUCCCUGCCCCUUUCGCCGAUCCCUUUCAAUAUAUCGGCCAGGGCGUAUCUCUUCAACGCGAAGCGGCGAGAACACAGCGCGUGAAGAUAUCAGCAGUCGGCACUCUGCCUGCAUCGCAGGUCGCGUUCAACAUAUGGUCCGCGCGGCGCAUAAUGGUUGGACGCGAGUGGAUAAGGUGAUAAAGAGCGAUACCACCUUAUAAUGAUCGGAGCCUCAUCAGUGUACCUGGCGCAGCCACCUGUAGUAGUUUGCUUGCCUCAUCGAUUCACCUUGCGCCGCCGUCCGCACCGCUGUCGUUUGUACCGGUGCUGUCAAGUUGCAUAACAUUGAUAUUGACACCGGGUUGAGUGGAGAUGGAGAAAGUAUGCGCGAUCCCUGCGCUGUUGCCGUUCACCAUCGGCUUCGGCGUCCCGGCCAUCUACGUGCUGACCACGAUGGCUUACCGGCUACGCUACGACUUCGACGCUGUCGUGAGCAGACGGGGCGGCGUGACCAACACGUUCACGAGCAUAAGUCGAGCGACAGCGACCCCGCCGUGGUCUGUUGGCUGGGUCCUCGCUACGGUCGUCCACCUGGUCUGCAGCUUGUGGGUCAACGGUGAGUUUACGGACUACUGGGACGCCCGGGAGCAUCUGCUGCCGCAAGGGCGACGGGACGCGUACCGCAGGACGGCGGAGUGCGCCCGUCACCUGCACUGGUUGCGGGCGGCUGCGCUCGUUCUCGUUUCCGCCAUGACCACUCGUCUUUCCGAGAGACUGCAUUUUAUCUCUGUGACCAUAUUUCUUACCACUGACUACUUUUAUCACCGCUACGUGGACGACCUGGAAGAGGAACUCUUCGCACGCGUCAAGGACCCAACGGUGGCCUGCUCGAGCUUUCACCACCGCACUGCCAACGACGUGAUGACAGUGCUGAGCGCUUGCCUCCCGCUGAGCUUGGUGCUUCACUUCUUCGGGAGGGUCUCCUACGCUCAUUCGGCAUUUGGUUUCUUCGAGAUCGUCUAUGGAGGCUGCCAUGGAUGGCAUGAUUUCAUCACCACUGUGGUAGUAACGCGGCAAGCCUACCUGGCCUGCACCGACGACCCAAGCAUGCUAUGGCACUGCUUGCCGUCGCUAUCGUCAGCACUGACCUAGCUGCGCGGGAAGCUCCUCCUGGCUGACCUGGUGCCUGUGGCUGCGUUAGUUGCCUUCGGCUUGACACAAGGAAUUGUCUCGUGCUUCAUCGAUACCUGCACCAUAGGGCCAAGAAACCUUCAACAAGCGCGAUCUGUGUGCACUGCUCCAGUUAGGUACCGCACAAGCUCUGGUCCUUCGAGUACGUGAAGAGGUGCUGACGGCUGCUGGUUGAACCUGACAAACGGACUGAUUGCAAAACUCAAUAGUUCAUCUUUAUCAUCUUAGCACUGGAAACGGUUGGAAGCUCUGGAAGCGCUGCCCUUCAGUGAUAGACUUUAAGGAAACUUUGUCCCUGCUGUCAUCAUGAGCAACUAGAAGCUUGUCCAUAGAGUUCAUUUUUAAACGAGGAUACCUUAUCUCCACAAUAUCCUGCUCUUGUUAACAUGUCCGAGGAACUUAAUGGCGAGAUUCAUUCGGGAGACGCUAAAGUCAAUGAGCUCAUCAAGAAAGGGCUGGAACACAUCGUCGUAAUUAGUGACCCCUCAUGUGCAAGGGCUGAUUGUUGGAGACGAGGUGAUGCGCUUCAAUAUCAUUCUUGUUCCGCAAAAGAUGCUGGCGUGCUUCAGCACAUUUUUACUACGGGUCCAACCGUGAACCUGUGUAUGGGGGCGACUCUGGUUUUGCCCCUAUAUUUUAUUAGCCAAAAUAUGGUACGUACAGGUAAUUACAAAUACACGUACCAUUCUACGCACCUUACGCUAUCUUUCCACAUACUCCCCGCACCGGUUCAGACAUUUGUCCCAUCGUAGCACUAAAUUUGAGAUGCCUUUGUGGUAGCCGCGGCCACACCGGAGGCUCAUUAUCAUACACGGCCUUUUGCGAACUCACACCACCGCCACCUCACACUUCUCAAAGCGAGACACCUUUCCCCAUACGUGGGCUGGGUUUCCCUGUGUAUUUCGAUGGGCGUUCUUCCCUUGCACCAUAGAAAACGAAUCGCACUUCAUUGUUCGAACGCCGUGGGCGUGUAAAGCACGACCGCCGUCUUUAACAACUGACAGCUGCGCCCUGCCGCAGAGCUACCGCCAGAGAAGGCCGGGUCGGACCUAGAAAGGUCCGCCACUGGGAAUGUGUAUGUUGACUUCGCAUUUACAGGCCUAAUUUGUCUAAAAGAUAAGGGCCAAGACUUUGAUUCGCCAUCGUACACGGGAAAUCUCCCAGAGUGCGUUCAGGGUCGCAUUUGAGGACCGCGAAGGAUGCUCUCGCUCGAACUUAACUCGCGUUACAUUUUAUGCACGGGGGACGUUUGCAGCAUAUAUCUUACCGGGAUGUUCAACAACCUGCGCUCGCUGACCUUGAACCUCGAAAACAUACGCACUACGUUCGCCGCGGACAUUGCAGUUUAUCUCGGAGAGAACAAGAAACUGAGGCAUUUCGGUCCCUGAUACUCUUGCGGCGACGAUGGAGGUACCGUGGCGCUCAUCGAAGCACUGACGCUAAAUAACACGCUCAAGAAAUUUACUUUGGCGGAGCUCAAGUUGUCUUCGAAGACCGCGAUCGCCUUCGCCAAGAUGCUGACAGCCAACUCUAAGCUUGAGCUGGUGGACAUUUUCAAUGCGUGUUUCGUGGAAGACGAUAGUGUCAGCGUUCCCGGGGCCAACACAGUUAUGAGGGUGUUCUUAAGAGAUUUCGCAUCGUGUAGAACGGGAAAUUUCUGCCACCGCUUACCAGACUUAUCGGUCAAAAAGAGUGUUGGCCUGGUCAGCUUUCCAUCGGCAUCACCGCUUCAGUGGGCAGGGACGUUCUCCAAAAGUUCUUCGAGUCUGUGGCCAGACACUGCAAUUCGUAAGCUACAUUUCUACCCGAGCGAUGAUGCAUUGGACGCGCUCGCUGAUGGCAUCGCCUCGGUCGCUGAGCAGACGGCGACUCAAGACAAUCCAAAACCUGAUGUCCCUCAAACCGGGCAACGAGCACCAGCUAGUCAAAGUUCUGAACUCUUUGAAGGAGAACCGAUCUUUGACAUACUUCACCACGUACGUAGUAUUGUUGAAGCCAGAAAUAGCGACGUCCUUGUCCGUGUUGCCAAUGGUCAACGACACUCUGAACGAUGUUUCAGUCUGCAAGUAUUGGGGAAUCGCCGCCUGCCUCGUGGCAACUAUAUAUCCUCCAGGGUCUGAGAAGCAACUACACAUUGACGCCUCUGUUGGUUUCCUGGGACCCUGACGAUGACGUAGAUGGCGUCCUCGAGAUGGCAGAGCUCGUGAAGAGGAACGUCCGUCUCCACGAGAAAGCGGCUGAGCUCGGGAGCACAGGCGGCCAUGGCGAGCGUGACUAUGCAAAAAAGAAAGUGAUGGAGCGCCAAGCUGGUGGAAAUGGUGCAGAGGCUCACUCGAAAGACGAGCGACGCUGCGUUGGAUUUCAUACAGGGAGACUGGGCUCGGUUGUAUGCGUAAGGAGUGGCUUGUGCGAUGCCCUAGUGCUUGACUGGAUAGCUUUUCCAUCGUUACACACUUGUGUGCGCAUGACAAGGCAGCUCAAUACAGCGUAGAUGCGGUGAUCGAACGAGGGCCAGCGUAUUCAUGGAGGCCAUGAAAUGAAGAGUGUUUGGUUGCUAAUGUGCUGAUAUUUCCCCUUUGUAUUUUAUUAAAGGUGACAUUAACCGUG
This is a messenger RNA of Dermacentor andersoni, 3945 nucleotides long. RefSeq lists its product as uncharacterized. Lineage: Eukaryota; Metazoa; Arthropoda; Arachnida; Ixodida; Ixodidae. The record is from RefSeq and is a predicted model, not a curated record.